Messenger RNA from Penicillium chermesinum, 276 nucleotides. RefSeq lists its product as uncharacterized. The record is from RefSeq and is a predicted model, not a curated record. The transcript has a single exon. Lineage: Eukaryota; Fungi; Ascomycota; Eurotiomycetes; Eurotiales; Aspergillaceae. Bases 1 to 276 code for a protein of 91 amino acids.
AUGCAGAAGGACAAUAUUGAUCGUCGGCUCUGCUUGUUCUAUGUUACCCUGGGGCUCGCACGCGUAAGGGUUGGAAUUCCAAGUUCGUUCCAAGAAUGGUCUUUGGAUAUUUUCAUAGGUCAACAUCAUCGUAACAAUGAGCUAGAAGAAACCCUGGGGCUUUCUGCCCCAUAUGUGCGUUUUCCAGGGAUCAUGACCAUCCGGCAACUGGGCUCACAGCGACCUCAGGCUUUCCUGCUGUUAAUUCUGUUCGUACCGUCUCAUGGACUGGCUUAA